Messenger RNA from Alligator mississippiensis (American alligator), 9322 nucleotides. RefSeq names its product Gfo/Idh/MocA-like oxidoreductase domain containing 2 (gene GFOD2). Gene Ontology annotation, biological process: extracellular matrix organization. The record is from RefSeq and is a predicted model, not a curated record. Gene Ontology annotation, molecular function: nucleotide binding. The transcript has 3 exons. Gene Ontology annotation, cellular component: extracellular matrix. Lineage: Eukaryota; Metazoa; Chordata; Crocodylia; Alligatoridae. The coding region runs from base 211 to 1368 and encodes 385 amino acids.
GCGCAGGCGCAGUUGCUGCCGGAGUCGGCGUCUGAGCUGGGUCUGCGCCCGCCGGGAGCCGCGCCCGGCACAGCCCGCCCGGCCGGGGAUGCGCGCGAGGAGGCGGCGGGGCCGCCCCCGCCCGCAGAAGCUGUGGUUGAAAUGGAGCACUGAGGAGCUUGACCUUCUGUUUGUGGUCUGCAUGUGGACACUAAUGCUUGAAUAAACACAAUGAAAAUGCUACCUGGAGUGGGUGUUUUUGGGACUGGCAGCACUGCCCGAGUACUGGUACCUUUGCUAAGAGCUGAAGGUUUCUCCAUUGAAGCACUUUGGGGGAAGACUGAAGAAGAAGCAAAGCAGCUGGCAGAGGAAAUGAACAUUUCCUUCUACACAAGUCGGACUGAUGAUGUCUUGCUGCAUCAGGAUGUAGAUCUGGUUUGCAUCAACAUUCCUCCACCACUAACUCGGCAGAUUGCUGUGAAAGCCCUAGGUAUAGGAAAGAACGUGAUUUGUGAGAAAGCUGCUACUUCUGUAGAUGCCUUCAGAAUGGUUACAGCUGCCAGAUAUUACCCCAAGCUCAUGAGCAUUGUUGGCAAUGUCCUCCGUUUCUUGCCUGCCUUUGUCAAAAUGAAGCAGUUAAUAGAAGAACACUACAUAGGCAAUGUGAUGAUCUGUGAUGUACGUGUGUACUGGGGAAGCCUGCUUAGUCAUAAGUAUAACUGGAUCUGUGAUGAGCUAAUGGGAGGAGGUGGACUGCACACCAUGGGCACCUACAUUAUAGACCUCUUAACUCAUCUAACUAGCAGGAAGGCUGAGAAAGUCCAUGGCUUGCUUAAAACAUUUGUGAAGCAGAAUGCAGCUAUAAGCGGAAUCCGUCACGUCACUAGUGAUGACUUUUGCUUCUUUCAGAUGCUUAUGAGUGGUGGUGUCUGUAGCACUGUGACUCUCAACUUUAACAUGCCAGGAUCAUUUGUUCAUGAAGUCAUGAUUGUUGGGUCUGCAGGUCGCCUUAUUGCUCGUGGGACAGACUUGUAUGGGCAGAAGAAUACAGCACUUCAGGAGGAACUGCUCUUUACAGAUUCUCUGGCCAUCAAUGCGGGCCUUCUGGAAAAGGGGUUUAAAGACAUCCCAUUGCUCUACCUGAAAGGAAUGGUAUAUAUGGUGCAGGCACUGCGACAGUCUUUCCAAGACCAGGAAGACCGUCGGACGUGGGAUCACAAACCAGUCUCUAUGGCAGCCUCUUUUGAAGAUGGACUCUAUACGCAAAGUGUAGUAGAUGCCAUAAAGAAAUCCAGCAGGUCUGGGGAGUGGGAAACUGUGGAAGUGAUGACUGAGGAACCAGAUGCCAAUCAAAACCUUUGUGAGGCACUUCAAAGGAAUAACCUAUAAAUGGAAACGUUCAUGUGGCUAUUUUGGAAGGUGGAAUCAUUGAAAAUGUCCAGCUGUAGCUGUAAAAGUUUCUCCGUUUUCAAGAUAUGUAGAUUCUUAUUUAAUAUUUGUGUGGUUUUCAUGCUUGUGGGUGAAACAUGUCUUGCUCUAAUGAAACUGUUCUCUGGCAGAUUGUUCUGUUUUAAACUCCUUUGAAGAGGUUUUUUUUUUUUUAAUAUUUCUGUUUUUUAGAGCUCAAAUUCUGUUUUGGGGACUGUUGGCAAAACUUGAAUUGCCCUUUGCACUUGCAGUAACUAAAGUGACACAUGGAACCUUUGCCAUUUUAUUACUGACAGAUGGGACACGAUUCGUCUUGCACAUAAUUCAAUUAUUUUAACAGUUUUAACAUGUGAGCAAGCCCAGGAAGCCUGUCUAACUCACCAGCCCUUGUCCUCUCUAAUAGGACUGUUUACAGAUUUUUUUUAGAUUUAUUCCUUUGCUUGUAAAAUGGUUUGAAAGAGAAGUGUACUGAUGUGGCAAAUCUGUUCCUCACAAAAUUUGAGCUUCAGAAGGGGAAAAAUAAAGCUCAGGCUUAGUGUUCCUCACAUAGCUAGUGUGUUGAGCUUUUUUUUCAAAUUUAAUUUCAAUUGGUAUCCACAUUUAAAAAUAUCCUGUGGAUUCUCUAUUGCUGGUCUCUGCAGUCUGUCAGGUUUUGGAGUGCUAUGGUUAUGUUGGCUAUUGUUCCAUCCACAUGAAUGCUGUUCUUUCAUACCAGAUACUUGGAAAAGUAAUAUCUCCCAUCAUUUUUUUUUUAAAUCUCUACAUCUUCCUACCCCCAGAGCAGUUGUGAAUUGUGUUUGCUACUGGGCAGCACAGAUGCCAAAUUUAUUCUGAAAUGUUUUCAGCCCUGUGUUCUUUACUAAAGUCCUCACUGGCUUAUUAGGUGGUGUAUAUUGUUUGCUUAAUGUCACAUACGUUUGUUUGUUAAUGUGACAGAGAGUAACCUUCCAGGAAUUUAAAGGUGGAUGAAAAAAAAUAGAAACUAUUUCAUUGCCAUACUUUAGUGAUCCCUUUGCCAGCACAGUACACAAACCUUGCAAGCUAAAUAGUGGCAACUGAACUGCUAAGGUAGUGAUGAUCUUCAGUGUCUAAGCUUUUUAAUGAUGUAGACUGGAUAUUACCUCCUGUGUUCCCACACCCCUUUAUUUGUAUUAAGGGGAAAUUUUUUGCUGCUGGCAGAUUUUGAGUAGAAUUUGACUCCAUUCCAGUAAUGUCUUUUGGUUAAGCUGUCAUUAAGAAGGGGUAACAACAUUUUAAUUAAAUGCAUUUUGUUUACUUGAAUGUCUUUAUUGUUUUCCCACUAGAUUUUAACCCUUUAUAUUUAUGUAAAGCACUAACAUGCAAACAUAUGUUUCAUAAACCUGUUCUUUCUGAAGUGUCUCCUUUUAUUUCUACAGAAAUAACUGUUGUGUUUGAGGGCAUUCCUUCUUGCAGUUUGCUUGCUUGUUUUUAAAGACAAAAUGCACUCUUCUUCCCUCCUGCCUCAGGACUGUAGGGCAGGGCCUCACCCACACAUUACCAGGGAUGCACCAAUAAAGAUUUGCUUGGCUGAUACCGAUAGCUGAUGAUUAACCAGCCAUGUCAGUUGAUGCCAAUCCAAUAUUUGGUAAUAGUGCAAGCCAUUUUUAACUACUGACAUAAAUAAACCUUUUUUUGUUUAUUUUGCAUUUAUAACACACAUAUGCAUGCAUACAUGCCUCCUGCCUGCUCUAGCCCUUGACAAGGAAGGUGGUGACCACCUUAUUCCUACAUACAUCGUCUCCUUGCCCACGGCUUCUACCCGCAGCCCUGCUCCCCGCACAGCCUGUUCUACUAUCACAGGUGCACCAGGCAGACCCUCAUGUGCACAAAGGUGCCGGGCAUGUUUGGAGCCCCAGAGCAUGCUGCUGCCUCAGUGCUGGUGACCUCCGCACAGCCGAGCUCCUGCAGCCAUUAGGGAGAAUCCACUUUUGCAAAGGCACCCAGUGCCCAAUGGAGUGGAAUGUACCUCGCACGGUACCAUACCCCACCCACGUGCAGCCCAACAUCUCUGUGGCGGCCCUAGUGCUCAGGCUGCAUGCACGAUGUCAUGGGAACAUAGUCCCUUUGUUGCUGAGCAUGGUGCCCUAUGACUGCUCCCUGGCAGCCCCUUCCCUUGCUGCUUGCCGGGACCCGUAGUCUGCCGCGGGCUCAGGCUAGCAGCAGGGUGUGGGGACUGGACUAUGCUCACCAGGGUGCUCCAGGCACACGGCUGUAAUUAUUGGCUAUAACGACCAAAAAAACCCAAGAGCCGAUAAUGUAAUUUUUCCUUUUAUCAAUGCUGAUCUGUUAGCCAACCAAUAUAUCAGUGAACCCCCACACAUUACAUAUGUUAGAUAAUUAAACUGGUAAAUCAUGCAAUAAAUUUAGCCUGGUCAUGUGCAAAAUAAUUACCUAGCCAUAAAAAUGGCUAUCCAGCUAUAAAAAGAGUCAACCAGCUUACAAAUUUAGCACUUAAAAAUCUGUAACAACUUUGUAGCUGGUUUCUAUCUAGCUUUAAUUUGAACAUGUGGCAUGGCCCUAGGAAGUUACUAUUUUCAAAUUGCCAGUAUAGACUUCUUUGCAAUGUUGUAUUUCAUGACAGUGAACAACACUUAGUUGUUACAUUGCAGAGAUGUCCAAGGAGAUCGGCUAGUUACUUGUUAAGAAACAUCUGUCUUUGUACUGCUGUGUUUAGUCUGAAGUCGGGCAGAAGGCAGGGUAGAGUGGCACCAUAGGCACUAACUGGUUCAGAAAGGCUUGAGUUUUCAUAGUCAACAACUUACUUUGGCAGAUACUAGGAAUCUUGCUAUGAAACCUCUUGCUUCUUUGAGCCAGUUAGCCUGAAAGGCCACACUGCCCUACCUUCUGCCAGAUUAGUAAAUAGAAUAUGGAAAGGGAAGAGGUUCCUUAGAAAGAUCAGGAAAAGGGACUAAUCAUAGAGUUGUUACAUCUCAUCAUGUUCGUAGGUAUAUUAAAUUAGAGAGAAUUCCAGUCUCAUCUCUCUUUCCCUGUUGUUCCCUUGCUCUUCACUGGGAUUGUGUGCUUUCACAUGUCAUUUUCCUUAGGCCAUGAAGCUAGAGAGCAGCUGGCUUUAAUGUAAUCACACCAUUCCUGCCCUGCUUUACGCAUCUCCUUUUGCAACUAAUGGGUUCUCUGCUUCCUCUCUACCUUCGUGCAACCUUUAGUGGAAAAACAGGUGAGAAGGAAAAAUGCCACAUUCUUUGUCCAAACUGAAUUCACUGUUCAGUUCAUGAAUUUAAAUAAUCCUGUGUGCUUCUGACAUGUUAAAGGUCUGAUAUGUCAUUUUAAAGUUGGGGUGGGGUUGAACUGUUUUUCUGGGCUACUAGCAUAUGCAAUAUCUUGCAGUGUCAGGAGACACUGUUUUCUUUCCUUGCAGACACUUAUUGUAUGUAGCUUGGAUGAGCCACCCAGAUGGCUUGCAGUCCCCCACGCUGUUUCCACUAGACUUAAGAAUGCUUAAAUUGAAUGCAUAUUAGAUUCCAUUUAUAUAGACCAGUAGGUUUCAGUUGAAUCAGAAGGAAAAUGAACUGUGCUUUGGUCUUAGGAAAUCUAUUUUCAUUUGGGAGAAAAGUCAUUCUAAUUAGAAGAUACUGAAUAGAAACUUUGUUUUUUAUAUCAUUUACCCUCCAGAACAUAGGUCUUUUUAUUUUAUCUGUUGAGCCUUCAGUCUUUUUACAGUUAGCUACAUGUAAACAAGCCAUAACAGCAGCUUUGUCCUUGAAGGUCUAACAUUAUUUCACUGAUGUAUUUCACAUGUUAUUUCACAUUAUGUCACGUUAGAUGUAUUUGAACCAUCAGAAUCAUCCCCAAACUCCAUUAGAGAUGUCUAGUUCUGCUCCUUAAUGAAAGAGCAGCUCUGCAUUUGAAGCCAUCAUCUGGGCUAUUUAAACAUAAUUCCUCAGUGUUUCAGUCCUUUAUAAAUGUGUUCAAAUAGAAAAUCCAAAGCUUAGCACCAGUUACCUGAUGGUUUCUGUUUAAUUGUAGUCUUUCUAAUUUCAUGGUUAAACUGAAAGAACUUGACAUUAUGUGAAGUGGGCUACUUUCAUCUAUCCAAUCUUCUCUAAAUUUAGCCAAUGCAAGGAUCGGCUGAGAAAAAGGAAAGGGCCCAGAAAGCAAGGUGAAAAAGAAUUAACUAACACCUGUUUUCUUGACUACAUCUCAACAUAAUUUUGGAAAUUGAUAUUCCAUUGCAAAUGAAGCUUUGUGCCCCAUGGGGAACAUGGGAAAACUGCUUUCAUAGCACUACUUACUUUCAUAGCACUACUUUCAUAGCACAUUCAGGAAUGCGUGGUGCAUGUCCUCUAAUAGGAAUUGCGUCGUACUUGGGCUCUGUAAUUCUCAUUAAAGAAUUGCAAGUAAAGGAAAUAGUUAAAAACAACAAAGAGUUGCCUUUUAAACCUAUUGUACAGUUUUGCUAUUGAAUAGUAAAAGAGUUUUUCAAAAGAAUGCACUGGCCAGGUUAGCAAAGCUUGGUCCUAUUUAGGGAAGUUUUCUCUGCUUUUGGCUGCAUGCAGGAUAGCCAACCUGGACGUGCAGUUAUAAUGUUUAUUCAGGAUCUGUGCCCUAGAGUAAUGACUACAGAAUAACUGGCAUGUUCUAUUUAAUUCUGUAAAUCAUUGCUCUGUAGCAACCUCUGCUGGUGAGAAAGCAAAGGAUUUUUAUAGGUUUUUGAACAAAAGUUUAUUCUUUAUCAGGUAUGGUUUGAAUAGUUCUCAUUCAGAUUGGGAGUCGGUGGCAGCAACUCACACUUUUUCCAGACUGAAAUUUGGCACCUUACCAUCUGUCUAAAUAUGAAAAUGAUCCAGAAUAUGGUGGAGUUUAAAUGUUAAGUGGAAUAUGUGUCCCAGAUUAGCUGUGUGGAUGUUCUCAUUCUAGAAUACAGCUAUGGUUUUUACAUUUUUUUCCCCUGGUGUAGCUUAGUGCAUUUAGUGGAUUAACCCUACCUCUGCUGUAUUCUGGAUUCAUUUUCAUAUUUAGACAAAUCCGAAGGCACCAGAGCUUGUGAAACUCCAGAGCUACAGCCAUUAAUGCCAAAUGUGAAAUAAGCAUUCACACAUGUAGUUAAUCUGGAAUAAAUCUAUGUAUAAAAAACUCCGAAGGCCUUUUUGUUUUACAUAAGUUUAAAUGAGCUUUCAGAAAAAAAACACGUGUGUUUAGCAAGCUGGGUUUAUUCAGUCCAUAGAGUCAUAGAAAGUUAAGAGUUGGAAGGGACCUCAGGAGGUCAUUUAGUCCAACCCCUAGUCCAGUUCAAGAACUUCAUAAUGUAGCUAUAUAAGAGAGAUCUGCUGUCAGAUAUGUAAGUCUGAAUUCCUAUCCCUUUCACCUACUUUCUGAAUAGAUGUGAAAGUUACCAAGGAUUUCCUGUCCAAAUGUAGCUGCUGGUAGCAUGUACAAAUGGUUGGUCAAAAUUGGUAGAGGCAAAGCAUUUCCAUGGCCACUUACUUGUCUUCCUGGUGGGUUUCCUCCGUCUCCAGCUACACUGCUGAAAGCAGCAGCAUCUUUUGCUUAUCUUCCUUCCUACAGAGCUUCAGAGCAAGAAGAACUAGUGAAGGAGGAAAAGGAGGAGCUCCUUCCCAGGAAAAGCUAAAAGGGAAAGUCUGAAAAGGCUGUUACUGUGCCGCUCUCCUGAGGUGCUGGGGUGGUUGGCCCACUCUGCCCUACCCAUUCCAAUGGGGCCAUGUGCCCAUUUACUAUUGCCAAGCUUGAGUUAGGACUGAGCAGCUUGGAGCCAGACAACCUUUUUCAGUCUCGUUAGCCCUAUAUCAUCUCUAGAAAUGAGCAGGACAAAGUCCCACAUCUCCCAGGCAUUAAGGAAAGGAUCAGGCUCAUAGAGGUUCACAAGGUGACACUGGAAGCUUGGUAUACUCUUGUGUCUCUACUUCAUCCAGAAGUCUUAGCUUGGCUGAACAGGGUUUUUUGCAGCUUUAGUAUAUUACUCUGGAGUUGAUGCUUCCACUUCUCUCCCCUCCAGUGUCUCCAAGUACGGCUGGUCUUCCCUUGAAUUCUACAGCAAGCUUCUUGGAGCUCAGGGUUCUCAAACUGGCUCACAGGUUCUCAGAGAUUUUCUCUCCUCCCCCAGGUCCCAUCCUACUCAGCUCAUGAUAGCAUCAGUCGUGCUGACUGAUUUGAAUGGGCCUGGUAGACCUGUAGUAUUUUUGCUUUGGCAAGAAUCCAACACCCUCUUGUACUUGGUGAGCUUGCCAGGUCCUGCAGGCCUGUGGCUGUCUGAAUUGCCCAGCAUACUGGCUAAGCCAGAAAUUUUCCCUUCCCAGGAAAGUCUGUCUACUAAAAAAUGUUCAGUUGUGACAUUGCCUGGUCCUGCCUUCCCUCAGCCCACCUAUUUGUGUGUAGUUCACAAGGCAGCAUCCAGGUAAGUCCUUCCUGUGAUAUUAAGGUCUGCAUCCAAUACUUCCCUGCCCUACUGGCUGCUUUCCCCAGUGAAGCUUCAUGCUCCCUCUUCGCUCAUCCACUGGCCCCUGACUAUAGGGGGUUUGUACACUUCCCUAUAUCCAUAUGGCCUCAAAUUCUGCAGAUUCCAGUCACUAGGAAGCCUUAAAUAGGGCAAAACACUGCAUAUUUAGGAACACUUGCAGAUUGAUUCGUCUUGCCUAUGUGCCAGAACCUUAGCUCAGGCUUCUGUAUUUCCUCCCCAAAAGCUGAAGGUGUCUCAAGCACUUAAUGUAGAACAGGGAAGUAGGCUCUGUACCUUGCUUUGGGGCAGGGCUGGGUAACUUAUGGCCUGCAGGCUGGAUCUGGCCUGCAGUGGCAUGGGGGAUCAGUGGCACACAGCUUGCCCUGGCAUCUCCCCGCUUCUCUGCUCCACACCCUACUGCCAAGCCCCUAGCAGUGUCACCCCUGCUGCCCCCUCUUUGCCCAUUGCAGCUCCCUGUCACGGUUGAAUCUGGGCCUCCCCACUGCCAGUGGGGACAGGGAUUGGCAGCACACAACAGAGGCUGCAGCAGGUGGCUUGGCCUCUCCAGAGGGGGGUGGCAGCCCAAUGGCCUCCUGCUUUAAAAGGUUGCUGACCCCUACUCUAGGAUAAGCUAUGACUGGAUUUCUGGGAAAGCCCAGAACUUUUCAUGGUUAAAAGGUUGCCAUCCCCUUCCUAAUGAAACUAUUCAGCACUGAUAUUGGGGAGAGCAGUUAAAGCCUUGAGAAUGGAUUGCAAAAAGCAGUAGAAAAGUUCAGUGGUUUUCAUGCGGUGCAUCAGGAUCCUAUGUCAUGCUGUGUGAAUCAGACUACUGUACUCUGUGUGUGUAGAGGGGGGAGGCAAGAAGGAUUUUUUAAACCAUACUUCCUUUCUAGGACUAUGUUCUUCACACUUAGUGCUUGGUAAUGCUGGAGGUGCAGCCCCUGAACUGAUCUAAGCCUGCCUUUUCCAUACCAAAGCCUAUUAAAUGAGAGCUCUGGAUCAGCCAAAGGCAAAGGAAGCUGUGCACCUUUCAUUGGAGGUCUCCCAUAGGGGUCCUUCAGCAGCAGCUCUUGUGACUUGCAUCUCCCUGCCCGCGGUUUCUGAUGUCACUCCCCAGGCCUGUGAUGCAUCUGUGGCAUGGCACUGCACAGCAAGGGCUAAAUUAACAUGAGUGUUUAAUCCUUAUACCUUUCAAGCAGGCACUACUACAGUGGAGCAUGGCAGGACUGGCAGUGACUUGUUUAACCUCCUCUGCAUUCUGGAUUGUUAUAUUUUAUAGGCCUUGCUCUGAAUGCUAAAGUGUAGCUCGAAUCUGUUUGCAAAUGAUCUGAUCUACAUCUGUUUACUAUUUGUGUGAUCUGUAAAUAGGGGAUGGAUUGCUACUGUAUUUAUUUAGCUCAAUGUUUUUUACUGGCAUUUUUUAUAUUUAAUUAGGACUGUUGUGAAGCAUAUGAACUCUUCAUUAAAAUAGUUCAUACCUGG